Rhincodon typus (whale shark) is the source of this 6666-nucleotide messenger RNA. RefSeq names its product zinc finger protein 239-like. Gene Ontology annotation, biological process: regulation of transcription by RNA polymerase II. The record is from RefSeq and is a predicted model, not a curated record. The coding region runs from base 439 to 1032 and encodes 197 amino acids. The transcript has 3 exons. Gene Ontology annotation, molecular function: DNA-binding transcription factor activity; RNA polymerase II cis-regulatory region sequence-specific DNA binding. Lineage: Eukaryota; Metazoa; Chordata; Chondrichthyes; Orectolobiformes; Rhincodontidae.
GCAUGCGCACUAUUGGGACCCGAUCUGACUUGAAACGGUCGCGUUGGACGUCGCAUUGCGAAUAGAGUCGUCGGUCGGACACGGAAGGACGGGUUCGGCAUUUGGGUGAGGUUAUUGGAAGGAUAUGAUUUGAAGUUAAGGAAACUAAAACAUCACAUCAAGAUUUAAUAGUCAUUUGAUUCAUCAGGACCUGAUGAUUAUCAGAUUUGAAAUGUGGAAGGAGAAAUAUUUCUCCGUGUCCAUGGGAGAACAUUUUAAUCAGUGAGACUGGAAAAGCAUUGAGACACACGCACAGAAACACAGUCUCACGGGAGAGCGUUCCAGUGUAUUCACUGUGCAAAGAACCCGAAAGCCUGAAAAAUAUCGUCUUUCCAGUGGGGAAAGGAAUCAUUCGUGUGUUCUGCACGUGGACAGGGGAGAGACAAAGACACCAGCGCCAUGGAGAAACCGUGGAAAUGUGAGGACUGUGGGAAAAGAUUCACUUGUUCGUCCCGGCUGGAUAUACACCGGCGCAUUCACACCGGGGAGAGGCCAUUCACCUGCUCAGAGUGCGGGAGGAGGUUCACUCAGUCGUCGGGCCUUUCUCUGCACCAGCGGGUUCACACCGAGGAGAAGCCGUUCAGCUGCACAACCUGCGGGCAGGGGUUCAAGUCUGCCUCCCUGCUCGCCGAGCACCAGCGGAUUCACACGGGGCAGAAGCCGUUCGCCUGCUUUGUGUGCGGGGAGAGAUUCGAUCAGAUAGACGCCCUCCAGUCCCACCACUACUUUCACACCAAGGAGGAUCCGUUCAUCUGCGCGUCCUGCGGGAAGACCUUCAGGCGGACAGCGGACCUCAAAGAGCACCGACGCACUCACAGGGGAGAGCAGCCGUUCACCUGCUCCGUGUGUGGCAAGGGGUUCCCGUGGUCGUCCCAGCUGCUAACACACCAGCGAGUGCACAGUGCGGAUCGGCCGUUCAGCUGCUCCGUCUGUGGAAUGGAGUUCACUCAAUCGCAACACCUCCUGAGACACCAGCGAAUCCAUAGAACUUGAGGAUAAACCGUCUCAAUAUAGGAAGAAACAACUACGAUGGCAUCUUGCUCAUCGUGAUGGGGUCACGUUUAAAAUACUCUAUCUACUUGUAGACUGAUGUGGUUCUGCGCCAGCAGAUCAUCAGAGGAACAUGAUCAUCUUCAUGAGUGGAAGUGAACCUUUGAAGCUGCUUUACACUUGUGAAGGCACGGAAAUUUUUGCAUCUCUGGAGGCUUCUGCUUUUCGGGUUGAAAACCUGGCUCCAACCUGCCAACUUACUGGUCCAACAACGUCAAAGCUACAGCUUAACAAUGAAGACUAAUUAUUUUACUCUCGACAAUUGCUUGAAAAAAGACACAUUUUGUUGAAGCUUUUAUCUUUGUCUUGCACUCAUCAGAGCAAUGAGCUUUUUUUUCAAAUCCUCAAGUUCUGAACAACUAUAUUUUUUAGUCUCCUGUCUGUCUUCAGCUUUAUUAUAGUCAUUCGCAAAGUUGCCUGAAGAAAGAACAGAAAAAAAGUGACGUUUUUGGACAACGCUGAAUAUUUUAAAACAAACACACACUGUCGGUAAAAUGAAAAAUGGUUUUUGACUUCAAUUUGAAAAGAUAGUCAAAGCAUCCGUGCACGUUUUUUGAGAACGCUUGGUCCGGUCUUUGGAAAUCAAGCAGAAAGGUUUAACCCUUUUUCACUGACCGGGUGGUGGUAAUUUAAAGUGAGGAUUUUUUUCUUUUACAGAGUUGUAAAGAGAGAUUGGAAGAUCGUGUUCACAGCUGCCGCAUGUUCUGUGUGAUGAAUUCCAACUGUCUCAGGGCAGCGGUCCCUCAAUGGAGGGUCAGCCUGGAGAAGGAGCUCAUGUUUAUUCAUGUUUUCUGUUACCACGGAGCUGGCUCAUUAGGAACCAAUGGGCCCUAUGAUGUCCCACUGAGCUGGUGCUAUGACCUGGACUAGGCAAUAACAGCAAGGCAUUUGUGGUGAAAGUGGUUUUGUUCGCGACGCACUGAGGCCACUUACUUUUAAAUCUCCAAAAUGCCAUUCACGGAAACGAAAGUGAAGGCAGCACACAGACAUCGAAAUUCUGCUGUAAAUUGUGAAGACGAGCGACGAUGCAACUUUUGUCAGUUUGAUUUCAGCGGAGCGUUGGAUCACUGGGUCGAAACAGCAUCAUUAUCUUUCUCUUUGUAAACUCUCUCCAUCAAAUUUGUGCGGUUUUAGUAUCUUCUGUAAUUAUGACAGGAAAUGUAGAGGCUAAUGUUGUCCUGUAUUUUGCACGAUCUCUCAUUGGGGUUGAUCACCGAGUGGUAAUGGCAGUCGUUAUUAAUGUGUCAUUGUUCGCCUUGUCGCAGAUGUUCAUUGUGUAGAUUUUUUAAAAAAAGUUCAGAGAAAGGAAGCGAACUGGAUGGUCAGUCUCUCUCUCGAGCCCCGGACUGCUUUCUCGUAAUUUCUCGAGCAUCAUGAGCCUACAGGUACCAAAAUUUUAACCAACCAGACAAAUACUGGGGGUUAGUGUUGGCCACCCAAUUGGACAGGAAGUUCCAUGUGUGUGUACGUGUAUGGUGGUGCGUGUUUUAUGGAAAGGGUGUGUAGGUGUGUCUUUGUGUAUUUCUGUAACACCUGAUGUUCAGCCUCUGGGAAUCCCGUUAAGUGCUUUGAAUGGUACCAGUUGGAGCUCCUACAGCAGGAUUACUGUGUGCUGUGUAAUACUGACAUUUCCUGUCUGCCCAGUCAUUCCAUUCAGUCAGCACUUGAAUUGUCUGUCUGUUGUUUCACCACAUUCCCACAUUUCAGUGACAUGAUUUCUCAUGUCACUGAAAACCUGAUUCUGUUUAUUUGAACACGUGGCCAAGAAGAUAGAUGAAGGCAGAGCAGUUAUCUGCAUGGACUUUUGACAAGGUUCCGCGUGGUAGACUGGUUAGUAAGGUUGGAUAACGUGGGAUCCAGGGAGAGCUAGGCAGUUGGAUACAAAAUUGGCAGGACAGUAGGAGACAGAGAAUUAUUCUCAUUCGGAGUGGCAUUUUUGUUGAGGCUAAUGUUACAGCUGUACUCAGGAAGGAUAUUCCUGGGAGUACGUCCAAGGAGGUUGUUUGGGUGGAACUUAGAAAUACAAAAGGGUUGAUCACCUUAUUGGGAUUGUACUAUAAGCCCACCAUUAGUUGGUGGGAAAUUAAGAAGCAAAUUUGAAAGGCGAUCUCGCUUAUCUGUAAGAAUAAUAGAGUAAUAAUGGUAUGGAAUUUUAACUUUCCAAAUAUGGACUGGAACUGCCAUAAUGUUAAGGGCUUGGAUGGAGAGGAAUUUGUGUGUACAAGAAAAUUUUCUUAUUCGGUAUGUGGAUGUACCUAACAGAAGGAGCAAAACCUGACCUCUUGGGAGAUAAGGCAGGGAAAGUGACUGAGGUGUCAGUGGGGGUACACUUUGGAACCAGUGAUCAUCAUUCUACGAGUUUUAAAAUAGUUAUGGAAUACGAUAGACCUAAAGUAAGGUUAAUAUUCUAAAUUGGAGUGAGGCCAAUUUUGCCCGUAUUAGGCAAGGAUUUUCAAAAGCUGAUUGGGGUGGAUAAAGGGAUGGCUGGAAAUUGGGAGGCCUUCAAAAACGAGAACGAGAGUCCAGAGGCAAUAUAUUCCUGUUAGUGUGAAGGGCAAGGCUGGUAGGUGUAGGGAAUACUGGAUGACUAGAAAAAUUGAGGCUAUGGUCAACAAAAAGGAGGUAGUUAUAGACAGCUGGGAUCAAGUGAAUCUCUCAAAGCCAGUAGGAUUAUACUGAAGAGGGAAAUUGGGAGGGCAAAACAAGGGACAUGAGAUAGCUUUGGCAAAUAGGGUUAAAGAGAAUCCAAGGGAUUCUACAAAUACAUUAAGGACAAAAGAGUAACUAGGGAGAGAUUAGGGCCCCUUAGUCAGCCUUGUUGAUUUUUAUGUGUGGAACCGCAGGAGAUGGGGGAGGUACUAAACGAGUAUUUUGCAUCAGUGUUUACUGUGGAGAAGGAUAUGGAAGUUAGAGAACUUGGAGAGAAAUAAAUAGUGAUAUCUUAGUGUCCAUGCUGCAGAGGAGUAGGUGCUGGACAUCUGAAAACACAAAUAGAGGGAUAAAUCCCUGGGACCUGAUCAGGUGUGUCCUAGAACUCUGUGGGAAGUGAGGGAAAUGAUUGGGCCCCUUGCUGAGAUGUUUGUAUCAUUGAUAGCCAUGAGUGAAGUGCUGGAAGGUUGGAGGGUGGCUAAUGUGGUGCCAUUAUUUAAGAAAGGUGGUAAGGAAAAGCCAGGGGACUUCCAGACCUGUGAGCCUGAAGUCAGUGGUUGGUACAUUGUUGGAGGGGAUUCUGCAGGACAGGAUCUACAUGUAUUCGGAAAGGCAAGGACUGAUUAGGGAUAGUCAAAGUAGUUUUGUGCGUGGGAAAUUGUGUCUAACUAAUUUGUCUUUUGAAGAAGUGAUAAAGAAAGUUGAAGGCAGAGUGGUGGAUGUUGUCUAUAGGGACUUCAGCAAAGCGUUCAACGAGGUUCUGUCUGGUAGACUGGUUAGUAAGGUUUGAUCACAUGGAAUCCAGGGACAACUAGCCAUUUGGAAUAAAAAUUGGCUUGAAGAUAGGAGACAGAGGGAGAUGGCAGAGUGUUGUUUUUUGGACUAGAGGCCUUUGACCAGUGGUGUGCCACAAGGAUCGGUGUUGGGUCCAUUGCUUUUUGUCUUUAAUAUAAAUGACUUGAAUGUGAAUCUAGGAGGAAUGGUUAGUAAGUUUGCAGAUGACACCAAAAUUAGUGCAGUGGACAGUGAACGAGGUUAUCUCAGAAUACAAUGGGAUCUUCAUCAGAUGGGCUGAGGAGUGGUAGAUGGAGGUUAAUUUGGAUAAAUGUGAGGUGUUAUGUUCUGGAAAGGCAAAUCAGGGCAGGACUUAUACUCUUAAUCGUAGUGUCCUGGGGAUGUUGCUGAACAAAGAGACCUUGGGGUGCAGGUUCACAGUUACUUUUGAAGGUGGAGUCACAGGUAGACAGGGUAUUGAAGAAGGCUUUUGGUACACUUGGCUUUUGGUCAGUGCAUUAAGUAGGAGUUGGGAGCUCAUGCUGCAGUUGUACAGGACAUUGGUGAGGCCACGUUUCAGAAUACUGCGUUCAAUACUGGCCUUCUUGCUAUAGGAAAGAUGUUAAACUUGAAAGGGCGCAGAAAAGAUUUACAAGGAUAUUGCUGAGGUCGGUAUUGUGUUUAAUAUUCUGAACGUGCCAGAGUGUUUCCACUUGUUGUUGUCUCUAACAGUAAAGGCCACAAACGCAUGAUGGAGACUUGGAUGCCCAACGGGGAACUAGCAGAUAUUUCUUUCAACAGAUGUAAGGUAGAAUGUGAAAGUCACAACUGGGGGAUGUGAUUGUAGUUGUCUCAAAGUUACCUCAGCAGGUAACUAACUGAGAACAUGAGAGAGAAUGGGAUGGAAAGAUAAGAUGAAAGAAGAGAAUAGGAGGAGACUCUUUUUAUUCACGCGACUGCCAGCUUCAUAUGGAUCAAUGUGGUGGAGGACAUGAACGUGGCCAUUGUCGGCCCAGCAAGCAAGAAGACAGAAAAUUUGCAGAAUUGUGGCUUGGUGGUUAGCACUGCUGCCUCUCAGCGCCAGGGACCAGUGCUCGAUUCUGGCCUCGGGCAACUGUCUGUGUGAAGUUUGCACAUUCUUCCCCCCCCCCUGUCUGUGUGGCUUUCCUCCCACAGUCCAAAGAUGUGUAGGUUAGAAUGGAUUGGCCACGCUAAAUUGCCCCAUAGUGUCCAGGGAUGUGCAGACUACGUGGGUUACAAGGAUAGCAUCGGGUGGGUUGCUGUUCAGUGGGUCAGUGUGAACUCGAUGGGCUGAAUGGCUUGCAUCCACGAUUCUAUGAAUUUCAAUCCGAGAUUGACAGAGAUAGAGUUUAUAAGCACCUUCCACAGCAAACUCAAACCACGCGAAACUACAUUUGUUGUUCCUAAAAUUCUGAACGUGUUAAAUAGUUUUAUGUGGACAGUAAAAUGUUUCCAUUUGUUGGCAUAUUCAGUACUGGGGCAUAAGUACACAAUGCAGUUAGAAAUAUUCAAAGAAAAUUGACCACAUUGUUUGUUUAACACAUAACUGAUUUAUUUGACAUCAUUUAAGAAUGUCAAGCCCUGUAGCUGGCCUGCAGUUCAACUUCAGCAGAAACAGACAUCAGUGGACUUGGUUGAGUCCUGGGUGUGAUUAACAUCAGAAACGAGAGGUGGAGGUGGUUUUGUGGUAAUGUGUCAUCAGAAUCCAAGAUGUGGCAGGUGGGGAAAUUUGAAUUUACUAAACUUCUGGAAUUUUAUGUUUUAAGAAAAGGUAGCCUAACAGUGCUCAUGAAAGCACUGUCAUUUGUAAUUCUUGCAAAUGUUGUUUUAAUCACCGGCAAAAAUUGUGUACCUCAAAUACUGUGAAGUUCAUUGUAUUAUUCUGUCCAGUUACUAUGGCUUUUUCUUUUAUUUACCUCGAUUGUAAAUAUACCUGUUCAAUUGAAUGGCCACAUGAAAUGUCAACAGUUGAUUCAAAUUCAAGUCACUUUCUCAUCAAAUAACAUAACGUCCAAUUCAUCUGUUGAGGGUGCAAGUGAUGACGCUGUCUGCCGGUAAGUUUUAUUUUAAGGCAAAGUUGCAUUAUCAUUUAAGUGAUUUAAUGCCGUAAAUAAAGUAUAACAGUGACGUGUA